AUGGCACCUCCGCGCGUAAGACUUGCUAUAGUUCGCCAAGCUGAUGAAUACCAUAAGUAUGACCACUGGCAUAUCCGGAACCCUAAGCUUGGACUAGAUCCUACAGUUGCUUCAGUAGUCAUCGUGCUAAGCACCCUCUUAUUCAUCCUUCCCGUUGCCUGGAUGAGAAUGAUGGGGCCGAAGACUGGCAUGAGUCAAAUGGCUCAGACUAGAUACUACUUCUGCUACUACCUUUCCAUCGGCAUUGCGCUGCUACAAAUCGCCACCUUGAUCGGUUACACCAUCAUGACAUCUAUUGUCAGUGGGUCGACUCUCACGGCUGGUUCUGAAGGCGACCUCAGCUUGAUUUUGGGUAUCACAAUCAGUGUUGUUGGCGCACUGCCCAUAUCCUUCUUGGGCCACAAGUAUCUGCAUUACAUUGAUUGA
Messenger RNA from Colletotrichum costaricense, 426 nucleotides. RefSeq names its product NCS1 nucleoside transporter. Gene Ontology annotation, molecular function: transmembrane transporter activity. NCBI's taxonomy places the organism in Eukaryota, Fungi, Ascomycota, Sordariomycetes, Glomerellales, Glomerellaceae. Bases 1 to 426 code for a protein of 141 amino acids. Gene Ontology annotation, cellular component: plasma membrane. The record is from RefSeq and is a predicted model, not a curated record. The transcript has 2 exons. Gene Ontology annotation, biological process: transmembrane transport.